Messenger RNA from Suricata suricatta (meerkat), 348 nucleotides. Its product is annotated as secretoglobin family 1D member 1-like. The transcript has 3 exons. The coding region runs from base 55 to 348 and encodes 97 amino acids. The record is from RefSeq and is a predicted model, not a curated record. Lineage: Eukaryota; Metazoa; Chordata; Mammalia; Carnivora; Herpestidae. Gene Ontology annotation, biological process: signal transduction.
GGCUCCUAACUGCUCACCGUUCACUAAAGCUGAAAACUCAAAGCAAAAUAAACCAUGAGGCUGUUCCUGAGUGUCCUGCUGGUCACUCUGGCUCUUUGCUGCUAUGAGGCCAAUGCAAUCGUCUGUCCAGACAUUGCCAAAGAUUUCGAAGGCUUCCUCUGGGAGGACAAAACUGCCUUCGAGCUGUCACUUCAAAAAUACAGAGCACCUCCAGAAAACGUUCAGGCCGUUUUGGAUGUGAAGACUUGCAUCGAUAACAUCUCAGCUGAAGGAAGGAGUCAACUUGUAGCAAUACUGGGUCACGGUGGCCACAGGGUGGAGGACGAGACACGAGGGGAGCUACGCUAA